AUGAGUGUAACAAUUCCUCAAUCAAUGAAAGCCAUUGUACUUAGUGGGCCUUAUGAAGUUGCUACUGUAACUAGGAAGAGCCCAAAAAUUCAAGAUCCAAAAGAUGUUAUCUUGAAGGUUAAAUAUUCCGGCCUAUGUGGAACUGAUUUGCAUACCUACAGAGGACAUAUAAAGUUGGGAUCAAAGGAUCAAAUUAUAGGACAUGAAUUUUUGGGUACUAUUGUAUCCAAAGGUUCUGAAGUCUCCGAUGUAGACUUUCAAAUUGGAGAUGAUGUAUUAAGUACAUUCACUAUUCAGUGUGGAGAAUGUUGGUAUUGCAAACAUGGAUAUUCGGGGCAAUGUGAAAAGACUAAUACUUUCGGUAAAGUGGGUUUAGAUGGAGGCCAAGCUGAGUAUGUAAGAAUCCCAUAUGCUAAGUCAACUUUAAUCAAGAAACCAAAGGGCAAUUCAGCCGAAGAUGAUGCUGUCUAUGUAAUGAUGGCAGAUAUUUUUAUUACUGGUUAUUAUGGAGUCAAGAAAAUAUUAAACCAUUUGAAAAAUGAGUCUGCUGAUGGAUACGUUAAACAAGAUAUUAAGGAUAUUACAAUUUUGCAAUUAGGUGUGGGGCCUGUUGGCUUGUGUGCCUUAAGGGUUCUUAAGCAUUUCGGGUUUGAAAAAGUCGUUUGUGUUGACAGUGUCACGUCACGUUUAGAGGAGGCUAAACGGUUUGGUGCUUUUAAAACUAUCAAUUUUGAGACUGAAAAGGAUGGUGUUACUAAUUUCAUCAAAAAAUCAACUCAUGAUGUGGGGUUUGAUGUUGUUUUAGAGGUCGUAGGUGCAUCGUCUGCUUUAAGGACGGCUUAUGAUUCAGUCAGAGGAAAUGGCUUUAUAUGUUCCAUUGGAAUGGCGCAUGAUCCGUUGCCAUUUACCGGAUUGGAUUGUUACUUGAAAAAUAUCAAUAUUUCUUUCGGAAGAUGCCAUGCUUGGUCAUUAUUUCCUGAGGCCUUAGACUUAUUUGAGGUUUUGAAACCAGAUUUUACAAAAUUUAUUGACUGUAAAUUAACGUUAGAUGAAUCCAAAAAAGCUUUCGAUAUGUUUGAUAAACAUGAAGUAAAUAAAGUAGUCUUUGAUCUAACUAAAUAG
Molecule: messenger RNA, 1122 nt
Organism: Debaryomyces fabryi
Lineage: Eukaryota; Fungi; Ascomycota; Pichiomycetes; Serinales; Debaryomycetaceae
Exons: 1
Coding region: 1-1122 (373 amino acids)
Source: RefSeq, a predicted model, not a curated record